This is a messenger RNA of Aspergillus uvarum CBS 121591, 339 nucleotides long. RefSeq lists its product as uncharacterized. The annotation marks the transcript as partial. NCBI's taxonomy places the organism in Eukaryota, Fungi, Ascomycota, Eurotiomycetes, Eurotiales, Aspergillaceae. The transcript has a single exon. The record is from RefSeq and is a predicted model, not a curated record.
GCUCGAACCCCCGUGACGGUCUGCGAAAAGAUCACCGCGGUGGCGGCCUGCGCCACGAGCAGCGGCACCAUUGACGGCUGGUCAUACAAGUACUACACCACCGGCCGCAAUUGUGACACGACCGCCCAACAGGAGACGAUCCACGGCGCUCUCUACCAUUAUCUGACAACCGUGGAUAAUGACAAGAUGUGCGGCACGCAGUGUCUGUCUCUGGACCAUGGCGGCACCUACGAAGGCUACCUGAAACUGGGCAAGGCGGCGUAUUUUAACUCCAAUGCGUACUGUGGCCCGCUGCUAUCCUUUGCCCAUUGUGCCUCUGGUGGAGUCAACAACUUCUGA